Emys orbicularis (European pond turtle) is the source of this 663-nucleotide messenger RNA. Its product is annotated as fibronectin type III domain-containing protein 9-like. Bases 1 to 663 code for a protein of 220 amino acids. Gene Ontology annotation, molecular function: protein binding. The record is from RefSeq and is a predicted model, not a curated record. Lineage: Eukaryota; Metazoa; Chordata; Testudines; Emydidae. The transcript has a single exon.
AUGGGAGUAACAGUACAAAAUAUAACAGGAAGCACAGCAAUGGUAAUUUGGCCAACCAUGGCCAUUUGUGCUGACAGCUUUUACAGUAUUAUGUAUCAUCCCAACCGGAACAACAUGCUGUCAGGUUAUUCAAGAAAAAAUUUUCAGAAAGAAGAGAGAGUGCCUGCUAGUCGGUCUUCAUUUGUCAUCGAAAACCUAACUCCACUAACCACCUACAUAUUGUGCGUAACCUGCCAAUCUGCAAACCCCUCCAGCGACCAAUGCAGAAUUUUUCACACAUUAGAAGAAGAUCCAGCAUCAGCAAGCAACAAAAAAAAAGAUCUGGCCCUGGGUAUCUGGCUAACUAGCAGUAUUCUGCUUCUCAUCAUUGCCGGGAUCCUCCUUUAUGGCUGCCUGCAUAUAUGGUACCGCAAGAGACGAGAACGUGUAGAAGGACAAAACAUGACCUCAGAACAGGACAAGGGGGAGGCUUGGACAAUAAACAAGUCACACACCCCAGAGCAGUUUAACAUGCAAGGCAGAUUAGUCCAAAGUGUUGAGGGUAAGAAUGCAGAAGGUAUCCAACUGGUUACCAUAAUAGAAAAUCCCUUAACUUCUAAGGAGCCUACCAUGCAAAUUUCCAAAAGCCAGGAAUUAGUGCCGAUGACAGUUGGGCCAUUUUAA